GCGAUAUAUUAAAAGUGAAUGACACGGAGGAGGGGGCGGCUCUGUUUUUGCCAUAUCCUUCGCGGCAGUGUGUGAUCGAUAUACAUACAUUUGUCGAAUAACACGUCAGUUUUCAACUAUUUUUCUCUUCCAUAGCCAUGUUUUUUUUAUGCACUGUCGACAUCGUCGUCGUCCAGCUACAUGGUCGCGUGUCUCUGUUCAAAUUGUGCAAGUGCCUUUGAAAAAAGGCUCAACGAUGAUGGAAAAUGUUCAACCGCUGCAAACACUCUCUAUUCAUACCAGCGAUGUAAACAGCGUUGACUUCGCUGGUGAUUGCGUCCUCGUCACCGCCUCUGGUGACAAACGUGUGAGGGUUUGGGAAUGGCAAAGUGGCCUCGGAUACAAAGAAGUUUCGUUCUCACCCUUGUUGGGUCACAAGUAUGGAGUGACCUGUGUCAAGGUCAGUCCACAAUCGACCAUGCUCGCAAGUUCAAGUAUCGACGGGACGACUCAAUUAUGGAAUCUCAGGACCGGUUCAAAAAUUCACACGAUGGUGCAAGCUGGCGGAGAGGCGGUACGGGUCUGCAGGUUUUCGCCUGAUUCAACGUUCCUGGUAACGGCUGGAGACAACGGUCAGGUAUGCCUCUGGGAUUUGGUGCGUCGAACUCUGUCGAGGAGUUUCCAGAAGCACGAGGGAGCCAUCCAGAGCGUCUGUUUCUCUCCAGAUUCCUCCUGGCUAAUAACCACCUGUACUUUUGGCGUUUUGAAACUAUUUUCCACCAACGAAUUGUCCGACUCGUGCCUUACUGACAAUCACAUGGUCACCGCUUUUGCCAGUGUCGAUGACGCCCAUGACUUGGGCGUCGUGGGAUGCGAUUUUUCCAUCUACCAGCAAGAAGCUACAGGUGAGAAUGGUCCAUUUUCGAAACUUUAUCAACUGGCAACUUGCGGAAAUGAUCACAGCGUAAAGCUCUGGGAAGUGAGUGUGAUCCAGGACAAAUGCGAGGGUCGUCCGACUACAGCGAACAUAACGCUGGUCCGGUUGCUCGAGAGGCACAGUAACGCGAUAACGUGCGUUAGAUUUAGUUCAAAUGGUCUGUACAUCGCUAGCAGCGGUCUCGACAAAACAACCGUCAUAUGGGAAAGCCAAACUGGACGGAUGGCCGCGGUGUUGGUGGGCCACAAGAGGUACGUCGCUUGUUGCGCAUUCUCCAAGGACGGAAAUCUUUUGGCAACUGGAUCGAACGACAAAUCCGUCAUCGUUUGGGACCUCACCGGAGGCCUUAACGUCGACUCGGAAAUCGUUAGGCAUUGCAGUAGAAAAUCGCACUGGACCGAGCAGAGGAAAGAGAAUACUCUCCAGGAGCACGAGUUCGUCCAGCAGGUUGAAAACUGCGCUGAGAACGAUGUCGCCUUGCUACAAAGCUUGGACGAACACGCCGGGGCUGUGAACAGCGUUGCCAUUCAUGCGAACCACAUGAUUGCUUCGGCUUCGAGUGAUAAAUUCGUGAGAAUUUGGUCCACUGACGAGAAAAAGGAUGAUAAUCCAGAUAUGGGAGAAGAGGAAAACAAUGACGAGGAUGACAUCGAUAAGAAAUUUGAAGAAAAACCAUUCAGUCCCCUCGACGCUCACAAAUACAGUGUCAACUACGUUGAAUUCAGCCCUUGUGGCAAAAUGCUCGCCUCCUGUUCCCUCGACGGCAGCACCAUCAUCUGGGACACUGAGACGGGAGUUCAGGCGAAAGCUUCCUUCAUUAAUUCUGGUUCAGCGAUCAGAGUGUGCAGAUGGUCACCGGACGGUACAAAAAUCGCGACAGCGGGGGACGACGAGAAAACGACGCUUUGGGACGUCGAGACGAUGCAGGAAAUGCGAGUAUUCGAGGGCCACGCCGAUGCGAUUACGGGAAUCGCGUUCACCCCGGACUCACGGUACAUCGUCACCGCUUGCAGCGAAGGAGCCUGGCGAAUGUUUGAUACUGCGAAUCCCACUAACCCAGCAAAUGACGAUGAAUCCAACGACGCUCUUGUCGUCUGCGAUGACGCACACGACCUGGGGGUCCAGGGCUGCGAUUUCAGCCCUGCCUCUUCAGGACCCUACGCCACGCCUGGCAUAAGGCAAUCAUCUUUCGAUGAGAACACCUUGUACUAUCUCCUGGCAACUUGUGGCAAUGAUUCGACAGUGAAGCUCUGGCAAUUGAGCGUUUCCAAAGGCCAAGAUACUUGUGAGGAAAAUGGAGACGAUGCGAAGGACCCCGAGGAGGAAGAAGAGACCGAAGAGAAGCUGGGCUCGAGCUCUAGCAAUUCGGUCAGUGGUGGAGACUCCUCCGGGGGCGAUGCUCGCUACAAAGUGAAACGGUGCCUCAUGGGACACGGUGGCAACGUCAUGGGAGUUAAAUUCUCUCCGGUGCAUGGAGAAAUUUUGGGCAGCGUUGCAACCGAUCGAACAGCCAGAAUUUGGAGCGUCCAUUCGGGUGUUUGUCUUUACGUCUUGGAAAAUCAUGAAAGCUUGGUGACCACGUGUGCCUUCUCCAGGGAUACUUCUCUCUUCGUUACAGGUGCUCUGGACAAAACCGUUCUAAUAUGGCGAAUCCCCCAGCAAUUGGUGUCCCAAAGCACUCUGAUCGACCGCUUGCGCCACAACAGAAAAAAAGUCUCGGAUUGGAAGGCGGAUGACAUUGCCAAAUGGAUGAACGAAAUUGGUCUUGCUCAGCUAGCCAAAUCUGUUCGGGGAUCUUACAUGAAUGGACGACAUUUACUUUCCCUGUCGGAAGACGAGCUCGUCUCGAGGCUCGAUAUCGAAGAGGACGAAUACAUGGCAGAAACAUUCAAGAGACAACUUUUCUGGCUGAAGCGUGAGAACAGGAGCCGUACAGAGGAAACGAGCAUAGACGAUGCGGAUAUGCCUCACGAAUUUUUGUGUCCGAUAACCCACGAAGUUAUGAGAGAGCCCGUCAAGUGUUCAGAUGGUUUCAUAUACGAAAAGGCAGCGAUAAACGAGUGGUUCUUGUGCGGCAAAUACACUAGUCCGAUGACAAACGAGCCUCUUCAUGACACAACGUUCACACCUGCUGUCGCACUGAGAAAUGCCAUUUGUGCUCUUAUACACGGCGAGAGGCCGGAUCCUUAGGCAGAAAAGGGCUGAGGAUAAUUUAUUAUUGGCUCAUUUCAAUUGAUUUUUAUUGAAAAUAAUCACGAGUCCUCUGAAAACCUUGACUCGUUAUGUGAGCACCAUAAAGUUUUGAAAAAUAGUCAAUUAGACUGUUGAAAAUGAUGGUUGGAAAUUUUGACACUUUGAAUAUCAAUACUUAACCUAAAUCAUUUGAAUUUUUUGUAUUUUUAAUGCAGGUGAGAUUAUUAAUAUCGAAAAUUUUAUUUUUUAACCAUUUAAUUGGGUCACAGUGACCCAGAAGAUCAUCCAAGGGUUACGUUUGUGUGCGUCAUAAAAAAAAACCAAAAAAGUUACAAAAUUUUAUGGAUUACACGAAGAAUUUUGAUAGGGACCAACUUAUAAUUAUUAUCAUUGAUAAUUGUUAUUAUGAUCUUGUCACAUCACAGUAUUAAUUUACUUAAUAAUUUGAUACUUGAAAAUGUUCAUUUAUAUUUUAAAUAACAAUUUUAUCAACGAAUGUAGAUUGAAAUCGUUGAUAAUGGUUUUGUUAUCUGUGAAAAUUAUUAAGACCAAGGUUAGAAAAAAAUGACAACUUUGGAGAUUCAAAAUUUUUCAAGCUUUUGAUCGUUCUGGAAAAUUCCCAAAAUCGUUUAUGUUUAAAAAAAGAAUGAGACGGUAUAGUAGAACAGCCACCUGAUGCAAUGGCAUGGUACAAUGAAAACUUUUUGAAAAUUUUAGAAACUAAAAAAUUUGACGAAAUUUUAGGACCAUGGAAACUAGAGACUAAAACAUUUCUAAAUUUUGGUGUCAAAAAUUUUGAGUGUUUUUCUAGCAAAAUAUUCUCUUAAGAAAAUCUUCAAAACGCACUUUAUUCUACUCUCGUAAAUAAUAUUGUUUGUAUAUUUCUUUAAUACUUUCCUAGAUUUUACAGUUUAAAUGGAAAGAAUAAAAGUUUUGAAUGAAAAUAA
Venturia canescens is the source of this 4056-nucleotide messenger RNA. RefSeq lists its product as uncharacterized. Gene Ontology annotation, biological process: protein ubiquitination. Gene Ontology annotation, molecular function: protein binding; ubiquitin-protein transferase activity. The coding region runs from base 149 to 3106 and encodes 985 amino acids. Lineage: Eukaryota; Metazoa; Arthropoda; Insecta; Hymenoptera; Ichneumonidae. The transcript is spliced from 16 exons. The record is from RefSeq and is a predicted model, not a curated record.